GCUGCUUCCCGUGUCGGUGGCGAGGCCUCUGCUGAGUCACCUGCUGGACCUGCUGCCGCCUCUGGACCGCCUCAACAGACUGCUGCCCUGCUGCGUCUCCUCUGGAGGACCAGGAGCUGCAGUGGCCUCUGCACGGCACGUCUGACUUUGCGGAGCCAGCGUCGGGCAUGUCUCUGCCCCAGCCGGCUCUGUCGUGGGUUUGGCUGGUGGACCUGGAGCGGACCGUUGCCCUGCUGGUGGGCCGUUGCCUGGGCGGGAUGCUGCAGGGAGCCCCCACCUCACUGGAGGAGCAGGACACAGCUUACUGGCUCAAAACACCGCUGUUCAGCAACGGCUUGGAGAUGGAAAUGCCUCAGCUAGACGCCUGCAUCAGCUCGUUAUUAGAGGCGGCUCUGUCCGGUAACGAAGAGCAGAAACCGUUCGACUGCACGCUGCACCCGGACCUGAGCGUACUGGUGGCGUUAACUCUGGGUUCCUCUAAAGAACCUGCAAACAGCCUCUGGAUCAACAUGCAGGACUAUGCCAUCAGCAAAGGUCUGCCUCUGGACUGGACCGGACUGGACUGGGACAACGCGUCUCUUAGCAACGAGUCGCUGUUGGAUACGGUGUCCAGGUUCGUGUUGGCGGCUUUACUGAAGCACACAGGACUGCAGAACCAGGCGUGUGGAGAGGGAAGGUAUCAGCCCUCUAAGACCUUAGCUGAAGUCUAUCGCAGUGUUUAUAAGGUUCGGAACCGCCUGCUGGCCUGUAAGAACAUGGAUUUCAUUCAGACUCGAUCCUCUUCACGUGAGAGGAGGAUCUCAGACAACCAGGACUCUCUGGACAUGGACCCUCAGGAACACUCGUUCACCCGCACCAUCGACGAGGAGGCGGAGCUAGAGGAGCGAGCCGACCGCGAGAGAGAGGAAGGCCAUCAGGAGCAAGACGAUGAAGAGGAGGACCGAGAGCAUGAAGUAAUGACGGCAGGAAAAAUCUUUCAAUGUUUCCUCUCAGCGCGGGAAGUGGCUCGCAGUCGGGACAGAGAGCGAGCCAGCAGCAGCACCGGCCUCGGCUCCAGCUCUGCUUCCAGGAGCGGAGGCGGAGGAGGAGGAGGAGGAGGAGGAAGUGUAGGAGGAGGAGCUGGAGGAGAAGAAGAUGCUACUCUGUCUCAGGAAGGGAGGAGAGGCAGUACGGGUCUCCCUGAAGGCCAGGAUCUGUACACAGCAGCCUGUAACUCAGUGAUUCACCGCUGUGCUCUGCUGGUGCUCGGAGUGAGUCCGGUUCUGGGCGAGCUGAGCAAGCAGAACCAGGAGGAAGGUCAGACGCAGUCGGCUACGGGAACGCAGGAGUGUCUGAGCUUCAUGACGAGGAGCGAGAGUCUGAGUGCAGAGAGCCGCUCGGUGCAGAGCAGCCCGAGCUACCGGCUGAUGAAGUCCAGGAGCGAGUCUGAUCUCUCCCAACCCGAGUCCGAUGAAGAGGGUUACACUCUGAGCGGACGCAGGAACGUGGACCUGGACUUGGCUUUCUCUCACAAAAAACGAGGUUUACUCCACAGCUCUCCGGACUCUCUGGCCGAGUCUUGGUUCCGGGCCAAGCUGAGCCGCCAGCGCAGCUACGGCUCGGCUCACUCGUACGAGGAGUCGGACCUGGACCUGAGCCGCUCGCUGGGCGUCCACGCGCUCAUCGACAACAUGGUGAGCUUCAUCAGCGGAGACGUCGGCCUCGCUCCCGCCUUCAAAGAGCCGGAGGAGAGCAUGUCCACCAGUCCGCAGGCCACCAUCCUCGCUAUGGAGCAGCAGCAGAGCCGCGCUGAGCUGCGACUGGAAGCUCUCCACCAGAUCGUGGUGCUGAUCUCCGGUAUGGAGGAGAAAGGCAGCCAGCCUGGGAACGCCGAUCGUUCCAGCGUUGCCUUCCAGUCCUCGUCUCUGCUCACCUCCGUGAGGCUCCAGUUCCUGGCCGGCUGCUUCGGCCUCGGCACCGUCGGCACCGGAGCGCUGAAGAGGGAGAGCGUGCAGCUGCAUCAUUAUCAGGAUGGUGUAAAAGCAGCGAAGAGGAGCCUCCAGAUGGAAAUCCAGACAGCCGUUCAUAAGAUCUACCAGCAGCUGUCUGUCACACUGGAGAGAGCGCUGCAGGCCAACAAGCAUCACAUCGAAGCCCAGCAGCGCCUCCUGCUGGUGACCGUGUUCGCCCUGAGUGUGCGUUACCAGCCCGUGGACGUCUCCCUGGCCAUCUCCAGCGGGCUGCUCAACGUGCUCUCCCAGCUGUGCGGCACAGAGACCAUGCUGGGUCAGCCGCUCCAGCUGCUGCAGAAACCAGGAGUGUCUCAGCUCAGCACGGCCCUGAAGGUGGCGUCCACGCGGCUGCUGCAGAUACUGGCCAUCAGCACCGGCACAUAUGCAGACAAGCUGAGCCCCAAAGUGGUCCAAUCUCUGCUGGACCUGCUGUGCAGUCAGCUGAAGAACCUGCUGUCUCAGGCUGGAGUCAGUCUGCUGUCGCCUGGAAAAGACCAAGAGGACACCAAGCACGAGGACGGAGCAGACUCGGAGAAGAAAGACCUCAGAGCUUUGCUUCGUAAGCAGCACACGGCUGAGCUGCACCUCGGAGACUUCCUCGUCUUCCUACGGAGAGUCGUGUCUUCCAAAGCCAUCCAGUCAAAGAUGGCUUCCCCGAAAUGGACUGAAGUGCUGCUCAAUAUCGCUGCACAGAAAUGCUGCUCAGGGGUCCCUCUGGUGGGAAACCUGAGGACUCGGCUUCUGGCUCUUCAUGUUCUGGAGGCCGUCCUGCCUGCCUGCGAGUCCAAUAUGGAGGAUGAUCAAAUGACACAGGUUGUGGAGCGGCUGUUCUCUCUGCUCUCCGACUGCAUGUGGGAAGCUCCCAUCGCUCAGGCCAAGCACUCGAUCCAGAUUAAAGAAAAAGUCCAAGAGCUCAAACUCCAGGGAGAGGCGGAGGAGGAGGAUGAGAACCUUCCCAUCCAGGAAGUGUCCUUUGACCCGGAGAAGGCUCAGUGCUGCGUGGUGGAGAACGGCCAGGGGUUGACGCAUGGCAGCGGGGGGAAAGGCUACGGCUUGGCCUCCACGGGAAUCUCCUCUGGGUGCUACCAGUGGAAG
Messenger RNA from Scomber scombrus (Atlantic mackerel), 3086 nucleotides. RefSeq names its product probable E3 ubiquitin-protein ligase HERC1. The record is from RefSeq and is a predicted model, not a curated record. Lineage: Eukaryota; Metazoa; Chordata; Actinopteri; Scombriformes; Scombridae. Gene Ontology annotation, cellular component: SCF ubiquitin ligase complex. Gene Ontology annotation, molecular function: protein binding. Gene Ontology annotation, biological process: proteasome-mediated ubiquitin-dependent protein catabolic process.